Molecule: messenger RNA, 2937 nt
Organism: Guyanagaster necrorhizus
Lineage: Eukaryota; Fungi; Basidiomycota; Agaricomycetes; Agaricales; Physalacriaceae
Product: P-loop containing nucleoside triphosphate hydrolase protein
Exons: 9
Coding region: 1-2937 (978 amino acids)
Molecular function (GO): RNA binding; 5'-3' RNA helicase activity
Source: RefSeq, a predicted model, not a curated record
AUGAUUGCUGGGUGGUGUUACGAUUCUGUCUCUUCCAGCGGGUGCAGACAACCACCAGGGACAUGCAAGCUACGCCAUGACAUUACCAAGUGCAGCUGCGGACUUGUUCUUUACACAUACAGCUAUGAAAGCCAUAUACAUGGCCGACGCCAUCAGCAAAUCUUUGCGGGGAUCCAACCUCCUGUUUCGAGGCGGAGGACGGGUGCUCGGACGAAGCAACAGUGUCCUCACUGUCGUCCCAGUCGAGAAUAUCGGGAGAACGAACUCCAGGCUCAUAUUGCGACGCAUACGGUCCAAGAACGAUUGCAGACGGCCCUGGAGGAUGCUCAGAGAGAUAAGUAUGGUAUCGUCGUGUCCGGCCCCGAGGGUAUCGACUUUGGAAUCAUUGAUGAGGCCAAGCAACAGUCGGCGAUGGUCGUAGCACUGGUUCAAAGGACGAAUCAAGAUGAUACGGCCGUACCAAUUUCGUUGACGAAAUGCAGGAUGCUUUCUUCUCAGAGGCAGGAUGAGCCCGGUGACAAGUUUUCUGUUACUGUGGCCCCAACGUCAAGAUUCAUACGCUCCGGCCAACCUCACAAGAUCUUUAUCACGUUCCAUCCAUCCUAUGCCGGGCGUUUUGAAGAUACCCUAGAACUAGUAUUCUUCGAUAUUUCCCAGCGCCGCCGUUUUGUCAUCCAGCGAAAGGUCUGCGCUACCGUCGGCGACCUUGCUGAUCAUAAACAACUCGCACCCAAGGCACUCUAUACUCAGCGGAAGUGUCGUAACAUCGAGCUAGACGGCCCAAUCAAACAUAGCCUCCGUCCGCCCACUUGGACCCCGACGAAAUGGGUGUCCAAGCUUCCCCAAUUUGACAUUCCUCAGAAACUUGUGUCAACAUUGUACACUCCAGAAGGGUACUUGAAAAAGUCUGCCCUGCAGGAUGUCAAGCAAUUUUUACCGUCGUCGUUCACCACGCCCACGUACGCGCAGCACUUUCAGACGCUCGUUUAUCUGGAAGAGCAGCAGAUGAAGCUAGAUCUGGACGACUACUCGAUGGAAAAUGUCGAGAUCAAAGCAAAGUACCCCAGAUAUGAACUUCAAGUAGAAGGCCUGUCCGAAGGUCGGCCAUCUGUCGUCGUUGGAGACUUCAUCCUUAUCCGUCCUGUCGGGCAACCGGAUAAAACCUGGUUUGAAGGGCGGGUGCAUAGUGUGGCCAUGAGGCACGUUAGUCUCCGCUUAAGUGAUGACUUCAACACGUAUCGCGGAACCAAAUUUGAUGUACGAUUCGUCUUGAAUCGUCUAUCCUUCCGUCGAAUGCACCGUGCCUUGGUUAAUAAGAACGAUCCUGCUCGAUUGCUGUUCCCCGGGCCUGAACACUUGACGAUGGCGAGACCUGUCACCUCGGCUAUGUUGGAAGAGAUCGCACCUCUAAACCGUGACAUUGGAAGGAACAGGGAACAGCUGGAGACCGUGGCGGCUAUCGUACAUCAGCAAAGGGGAAGUGUGCCAUUCAUCGUGUUCGGACCUCCAGGUACAGGCAAAACGGUGACCAUUGUCGAAGCUAUAGAGCAGCUCCUCAAACGUGAUCCCAACUCCCGAAUCCUAGCAUGCACGCCGAACAACUCUGCCGCCGACCUCAUCGCACAGAAGCUGAUGCACCUUGGUCCGACAGAUGUGUUCCGUUUGAACUCCAUGACCCGAAAGCUCGGUGACCUCCCCAAGACGCUCCGCAAAUUCUCCCUCACCAACGACAACGAAGUAUUUGCGAUGCCGGCCCUAGAAAGAGUUCUCAAGUACCGGGUGGUUGUCUCGACAUGCAUCUCUGCUGGUGCUCUUCCCGACUUGGGUGUGAAACUAGGUCAUUUCACGUGCAUCUUCAUAGACGAGGCGGGCCAGGGGAAGGAACCGGAGAUCAUGAUACCUAUCAAGGGCUUGGCGAAUAAACAUACCAAUGUAGUGUUGGCAGGAGACCUGAAACAAUUGGGCCCUAUUGUCCAUUCGAGGCUAGCGAGGGAUUUGGGGCUGAAGGAGAGCUAUUUGGCGCGGCUGAUGCAAAGACCGUGUUAUGGUUUGUCGCCGUGGGAUGGCGGCGUCAGUGGCGGACUUGGUGUCACGAUCAUGCAGCUCGUCAAGAAUUUCCGCUCUCAUCCUGAUAUUCUGGCGUUCCCGAACGAAAAGUUCUACGGGAACCAACUUCAAGCUUGCGGUGAUCCCUUGUUGACGAAGAGCCUGGAAACUACGGAUGAGCUCCCGACGAAGAGGUUCCCGAUUGUCUUCCACUCUGUGGUCGGGCGAGACCAGAGGGAGUCGUCGUCGCCGUCGUUCUUCAAUAUUAGCGAGGCGACGCUUGUGAAGAAGUACUGUGCGUCGUUGAUUGCGAAGAAGGGAAUACGUGCUGAGCAUAUCGCUGUCAUUACCCCAUAUCAUGCCCAGAGGAUGAAGAUCCUCGAUCUAUUCCAUCGAGAUGCAAAGUUGAGUGAUAUUCGUGUGGGGAGUGUUGAAGAAUUCCAGGGACAGGAACGUCGAAUCAUCAUCAUGUCCACCGUUCGGAGUAAUGCAGAGUUCAUUACUUCAGACAUUCGGCGGACUCUCGGGUUUGUCGCGAGUCCACAUCGGUUCAAUGUCGCUGUGACCCGUGCUCAAGCCCUUCUUGUUGUCAUCGGCAACUCAGAUGUAUUGGCCCUUGACCCAUUAUGGCGGUCGUUCAUGAAUUACAUUCAUAUCAAGGGUGGAUGGCGUGGACACCGGAUUUCGUGGGACCCGAAGGCCAAUGUGGAUGAUUUUGCUGAGGGUGUGAGGAGUAAGGCUGCUGGGGAUGCUGAAGAGACCAUGGCGCGAUUGAAGGCUCUAAUCGUGAGCGUGGGCGAAGGAGGUGAUGCUAUCCCUCUCGCGGAUAGUGACGCCGACGAAAUCGACGGAGGCCUCGGUGAUGGAUUGGUCUUGAGAGAGGAGGACUGA